CAUUGAAAUCGAUAUGUCGAUGCUCACGCUUAUCGGUUAACCAUGUAUCGAUGCUAUUUGUGAAUAAAUAAUAACAUAAAUAGCGCAGACACACGAGCAAAACAUGAGUUUUUCUGAAAAUUCAUCUGAUUCCGACUGGAAAGAGACGAAAAUAAAAGUGAAACUCAACAGUAGCACUGGAAGUGGAAAGCAGAAAUACAGCCAAAAGUUCUGUGAGAAGUGGCUGAGCCUCUUCGAUCCGUGGUUAAAGCGUUCAGCUGAUGAUCCCAACAAGCCCUUCUGCCGAGCCUGUCAGUGUCGACUGGAUUGCAAUCGUUGCCACUUAGUGAGACAUGAACGCACCACAAAACAUAAGCGUAAUCUUGAGUCACUAAUAACAAAAGGCGAAGGGGCUGUGCGAAAGGAGUUGAGUGUUCGCCAGGAGCGUAGCAAAUAUUACCACCAACGAAAGCGAGCGCUGAAACAGGCUCUGAAGCAGGAGCAGGUGGAGCAGACAGAUAAUAAUAAUCCAUUGGAGGAUCUGGCGUCAGUUUUAGUAAAUACCGAAGGAGUCAUAGAAGAAAGCUUACAAAAUUUUGAAGUUAUUGAGACAAGGCCCCAAGAAACGCCACCGACUCCUUUACUGACCACAACGCAGCCAGUAUCAAACAACCAUAGAACACCAAUCAAAACGAGUCCCCGGAUGACUGACUCAACAUCUAAUCGUAAGGAAGGUCUCAAGCUACUAAUGCAAAUUCAACAAGAUAAGAACGAGUUAAUGGAAUCCUUUCGUGAGUUAAUAGGAGUUCAACUACCACAUGCGCCCCCUCGAGAAAAGAAUCAUGUAGACCUGUUCUUUGAAAGUGUUAGCUCAAGUGUCAAAGCUCUUUCGCCGAAACUUGUAGCUGAGGCCAAGAUGCGUGUAUCGCAGCUGAUUUGCGAACUGGAGCUACGAGCUCUGAAGGAUAAUAAUAGUACAAAAAGCGAUUCGACAGAUGUUGAAAUGUCAAUGGUAAACAAUACUUGUUUAACAGAUCAACAAGUUAGUACCAAACAGCAUGGUAUUCCUCAUCAUCCUCAAUUUGGAGGUCUGACGAGGUCGUAAACCCAUAAAUAAUAUUACGUCAUUAGGAUAAUUAGGACUAAUUUUUGUAUAGAUAUUUUAAAUAAAUUUGUAAAUUAACUAUAAGUACAACUAUUGAUGUAUC
Molecule: messenger RNA, 1187 nt
Organism: Drosophila nasuta
Lineage: Eukaryota; Metazoa; Arthropoda; Insecta; Diptera; Drosophilidae
Product: protein suppressor of variegation 3-7
Exons: 3
Coding region: 104-1084 (326 amino acids)
Molecular function (GO): DNA binding
Source: RefSeq, a predicted model, not a curated record